UUGUCGUCUCUCUCAUCUCUUCUUUCAUCCCCGCGCUCUGUAGCAUUUCAUUGUGCAGGUUUGCUAUCGUGCGCCGAUACACCCUUAUCCCUCCCCUCCCUCUCUUCCUCUCUCUUCAGUCUUCACACAUCACACGCUGACACGCACUCUCAGUCCCCUAUUUUAUAUGGCGAGGGACACUGAACAGUCUUCGAUCGGUUGGAAAAAUGAGUGCUCUGUGAAAGGGGGAGAGAGAAUCAAGAUUUGGGUUUGUUUCUAUGGUGCUUAGAAAUGUGAUCUGCAAUGCGAAGUGGGAAUCUCUGAUAGAGAUUUUUUUUGAGUUUUAGAGUUUUUGCUGUUUUGUGAUCUUCAAGGAUUAGUCUAAUGGCUGGUAGUAAUGAAGUUAACGUCAAUGAGUCCAAGAAGGUGGUUCCAUUGAAUACAUGGGUCCUCAUCUCUAAUUUCAAGCUGGCCUACAAUCUUCUCCGGCGUCCAGAUGGUAGUUUCAACCGCCACUUGGCGGAGUUCCUUGAACGGAAAGUCCCUGCCAAUGCAAAUCCGGUUGAUGGGGUUUUCUCUUUUGAUGUGAUUAUUGACCGUGGGAUUGGUCUCCUUAGCCGAAUCUAUCGUCCUACUGAUGCUGAAGAAGGGCUGCCCAGUAUCACAGAACUUGAAAAACCCUUGAGCUCUGAUGUGGUACCUGUCAUCAUCUUUUUCCAUGGUGGAAGCUUUGCACACUCCUCUGCAAAUAGUGCUAUCUACGAUACUCUUUGUCGACGCCUUGUGGGCAUUUGCAAGGGUGUUGUGGUGUCAGUAAAUUAUCGGCGAGCACCUGAAAAUCAUUACCCCUGUGCCUAUGAGGAUGGCUGGGCUGCUCUUAAUUGGGUUAACUCAAGGUUGUGGCUGCAGAGUCAGAAGGACUCAAAAGUUCAUAUAUACCUGGCUGGAGAUAGCUCUGGUGGUAAUAUCGUCCACAAUGUUGCUCUGAGGGCUGGAGAAUCAGGAAUUGAUGUGUUGGGAAACAUAGUACUGAACCCAAUGUUUGGUGGGGAAAGGAGAACUGAAUCAGAGAAGCGAUUGGAUGGGAAAUAUUUUGUCACUAUUCAAGACCGGGACUGGUACUGGAGAGCAUUUCUCCCUGAUGGGGAAGACAGGGACCAUCCUGCUUGUAACCCAUUUGGUCCAAAAGGAAUAAGCCUUGAAGGGAUUAAGUUCCCUAAGAGCCUUGUGGUGGUAGCUGGUUUGGAUCUUCUUCAGGACUGGCAGUUGGCUUAUGUGGAAGGGCUCAAAAAAGCAGGACAAGAAGUGAAACUUCUAUAUAUGAAGCAGGCAACAAUUGGGUUCUACUUGUUACCAAACAACGAUCACUUCUAUACUGUGAUGGACGAGAUAAGUAACUUCGUGAGUUCUAACUGAUAGUAGACUUAAAGUAUGGACAAGCAUCGGUAAAUUUAAAAGCUCGACGUUUCAGUGGGGGUCAUUUUUUUUUUGGAAGGGCUUGUCUGCAGUUUGUAGAUUGUGUAGUACUACUAAUUACUGUUAUAUUGAUCAUGCUGUUACUUGGAUUAUGCUUCCAUGCCUGGGUUUGGUUGUUGGGUGCAAAGGCAUCUUUCAGCAUCUAGCUGGAUUGGAGUGUUGGACUCCUCGUAAUUACCCAAGUGUCUGGAAUUUGGGUGAUAUAGCUUGCUGAAGUUCCAUGGUGAUUAAAGCCAUUCAACUUUGUUUAGCAGAUCCAGCAAUUAUGAUUAACCCUUCCGACUUCCUGCCCCAAAGGAGAGGAAGACAGGAAAGUAGGGAUAAUAUUUGGUGCCGAUGAAAUUCAGAUCGGCUCGUUGCUAAUGUUUAUAGCUAAUUAUAGGACAUGGAUGGGAAGUCAUUCAUGGUAUUGUGAAUUUGUAUGAUGUUUAUACAUAUAUCUAGAAUGAUAUAGGAAUGGUUGCUUGUUUGCUGUUGACAUGCUCUUUCUUCUACUUGGCACUGUUUCUUUUUUCUUUUUUUUUUUCCCCAUUUUUUUCUGCUGCUUCUUAUCCCUUCCUU
Ilex paraguariensis (yerba mate) is the source of this 2016-nucleotide messenger RNA. The record is from the annotation of a GenBank genome assembly. Lineage: Eukaryota; Viridiplantae; Streptophyta; Magnoliopsida; Aquifoliales; Aquifoliaceae.